Molecule: messenger RNA, 315 nt
Organism: Bacillus rossius redtenbacheri
Lineage: Eukaryota; Metazoa; Arthropoda; Insecta; Phasmatodea; Bacillidae
Exons: 2
Coding region: 1-315 (104 amino acids)
Biological process (GO): mismatch repair
Molecular function (GO): mismatched DNA binding; ATP binding
Source: RefSeq, a predicted model, not a curated record
AUGGAAGUGUUCAAGUCGACAAUUCCUGUCAAGAUGAUUGGUGCAGUCUCGGAACAGUCCAAGUUUGAAAAUGUUGGUUCCGAGGAUGUGGACACUUGGGAAGCAAAGCCACCUCGCCGAGGAGACCACUUCAGAGUCGCGUGUCCCGGGGGGUUGCGUCCCGCCUGCCCGGAGCGUCGGCUGUUGCAGGGGUCCCCCGGGAACCUGUCCCAGUUCGAGGACCUGCUGUUCUCCAGCGUGGACAUAGUGGAGUCCACCUGCGUCAUCGCCGUCAAGCUCGGCGGGGACGCCAAGGGAAGGGUGAGUGUUCAGUGA